AUGGAGGGAGGAUUUUUAGAUGGACAGCUUUAUCCCAUGGGGCCUAGGGUCCCGGGACUGGAGAAGCGCGGCCUCGCCGUGGAGAUGCCGACGCCAAUUUCUGGAAUCAAGUUCCCUCGCGCCGUUUUGGCUGCGAGAGCCGAGGAGACCGACUGCCCGGAUCCGCGACUUUGCCAGAAGCCGGUUGGCUCGUCUUCCAUGACCUUGCCAAUUGUUCUUGGAGUAUGCAUUCCCUUGGUUGGAGCGAUUGGUGUUUUGAUUUACCUUCACCGGAGGACGGUCAAAAAGAACAGGGAGGAGGAUAUGCAUGAUCCCCACAAGUCCCUGGAUUUUGGGUUGGGUGCCGAUUUUGCGAAGAAGAACGGCGCCGGUGUGGCCAACAGUGCCGACCCGUCGCGCUUCAACCGUCAAAAGCGCCAGCAAAUGUCAAUGGACAUGAACCUUUCCAGCCCCUAUCUUCUCCCGGAUGUUGGCCAGUCUCGGGAUUCCCUCAACUCUCUGGCCCGCACUCUCAAGGCAAACGAUGACCCGUACAGCCGUAGCGAUGCUGGUUCGAUAAGAUCGUUCGCGCACAAGAACGGAGACGCCGCCUCGGUGUACACUCGCGCUGCUAGUCGCUCUGCCAGUCGCCAGGAUGGCCCGCUUUCCCCCCCUCAAACAAGGAGUCCUCCACGCCUCGGCAGCAUGCCGCCCAACUCGCCCCUUUUCCCCCCAUCGCCGAGCCAUAUGCGCCCACCACAGUCACCCCUUCCUCAGCCACCCAACAAGCCGGCCAACUCGCAAGGGUGGGAAGAGCAAGACAUUGGUGUUGCAACGGAUGCGCCCAUUCUUCAGCAACCGCCCGCUGCCGCUCAAAGGGAUGCUCGGAAAUCUCCUCUCUCUCCUACUCUCAAGACCAGCGACUCUAGCCUUGAUCUCGCUCCUCCAGUUAAUCCCUUCGAGAAGCCCGAGGCUCAAGAAAUUGACACUCCCACCGAGCCCACUCAUGUUGGUCUGGGACUCAUGCACGGCGAGCCCGCUCAGGCCUCAGUCAGGACCUCCACUUCGACGGUCAACAGCGAACUCGAGAGCAAAGCGCAACGCGGGCAGCCCGCCCAAGCGCCUGCUGUGAUCGAGCCUGAACGCGCCGAGUUCCACGACUUCGACUUCACCGAUAUGCCCAGGAUGCCCCGGUCACCCUCGCCCGAGGGCCGCAAGGAGAACCAACUUGAUGCGGACGAGCCCAGAGGCCGUAAUAUGCAGAGGACGUCACAUCUGUAUGACCAGCAGGAGGGGGCUGCGAAUGGCUUGGGCGUCCCGAUGGGCGACAACCGUCGUCUUUCUGUUGGUUUCCGUCCUCUGCCGCCAGACGAGAUCACGGAAUCCGAGGACCCAGAGUACAGAGCCAACCGCAUCAGAUCUUUCUACAAGGAGUACUUUGAGGAUUCCGCUGCUGACAGACCACCCAUGCCACCCAUGCCCCAGAACAUCCCAGCCCAGCACCAGCAAAAGCGCCCUGGACCGCCCGGGCCACAGAACGGAGGGUACUACGAUGACUACGCCGCGGAUGCUCCUUACUUUGAUCCUGCCUCGAACUCUUUCAUCAUGCCGUAUGCCCAGCCUGUUUCUCGCCGUGCCAUGACACCGCCCCCAUCCGGACAGAGAUUCCCCGGUCCCAGAGGUCCUGGUGGUCCAAGAGGUCCCGGUCCGAGAGGACCGCCCGGCCCGCCCGGCCUCCGCGGUCCUCCCAGACCUGGGUCUUCCGUUUCCAACCAGAUCGGCGGUCCCUCCCGCCCGGGAUCCAGCAUGUCGAACGCCUACGGCCGUCCCCGCGCCGGUUCCACCAUGUCCGGUGGCCGUUUCGGUGGUAACGGUGGCAACAGAACGCCCGUUCCUCCCCCGAUGGAUCUCACCACCCUCCCAACCCCCUCCAUGAUGAAGGACGACUCGUUUGCCAUCCUGAACGCGGCCGACUUCGCUCCUCCCGAGAACUUUGCCUCGCGUGCCCGUGGCAGAUCCCAGAGCCCAGCUGGCGAGCGCCGGCCGUAUGAGAGGAAGGUCCCAGUGCACUCGCCCUUGGUGAACGCCUUUGAUGAGCUCCCCGUUCUCCCCAGCCCUCACACCCUCCGCAAAUCCAGCACCUUUACCGGUCUCGACUUUGCGCCCCCCCGCAAGUUCGUCAACGACAACGACGCCCGCAGCGACGCCGGCUCCAUCCGCAGCAACCGCAGCGGCUUGUCGAAUGUGCAUGCCCAAGCCAUCAAGAACGGCGCGGGCCGCAUCAGCAAGCUGCCCGGCGACCAGAUCUUCACCCCAGACGCCCUAGCUCAGACCUUGAAGCCAUCGUGGGGUCUGCGUGACAAGGUGUAA
This is a messenger RNA of Podospora anserina S mat+, 2349 nucleotides long. RefSeq lists its product as uncharacterized. The coding region runs from base 1 to 2349 and encodes 782 amino acids. NCBI's taxonomy places the organism in Eukaryota, Fungi, Ascomycota, Sordariomycetes, Sordariales, Podosporaceae. The transcript has 3 exons. The record is from RefSeq and is a predicted model, not a curated record.